This is a messenger RNA of Cornus florida, 3035 nucleotides long. Its product is annotated as probable LRR receptor-like serine/threonine-protein kinase At1g56140. The record is from RefSeq and is a predicted model, not a curated record. The transcript is spliced from 19 exons. Gene Ontology annotation, molecular function: protein binding. Lineage: Eukaryota; Viridiplantae; Streptophyta; Magnoliopsida; Cornales; Cornaceae. Bases 744 to 2702 code for a protein of 652 amino acids.
UUAUUCAUCUUUGCUUUGCUAGCUGUUGGAAUAAGUUUGGCAACCAUAUGUGAACUAUAUAUAUUGGUCAUUCAGUUCAGCCUCUCUCUAUAAUCAUCUAUAUAUAUGGCUGAGAAUGUCAUUGUCAACUUCAAUCCAGGAACAACAAAGUCUGGAUGUUUAAAGAGGGCUUGGUCUAUUAUGCAACGAUUGUGUGUGUGUGUGUGUGUAUAUAUAUGUAUGUAUGUAUGUAUGUAUGCCCCCAUGUACUUUAAUUUGGAAAUUCUUGAUCGAUUAAAGCCACACCAGAGAAGUUUAGUCAUCCUAUAAAGCUUCACAAUAUUGGGGUUGAAGCUUCAAACUGUUUGAUAUAAUUACCCAGAGAAGUUUAGUCAUUCAGAACUCAAUGCCAAGCAUUGACUGACUAAUAAUGAUGUUGGGAUGUUAUUAUUUUCUUACCCUUUUUGUCUUUGUUGCGCUAAUUUGGUCCAUCUGUUGAUUGGGUAAAAAUUUGUUAUGACUUUUAUUGUCACAGUUUAUGAUAAAUGAAGACAAUUGUAGUUUGCUUUCAACUGAAACUGUCAAAAAUAGAAGACUUUGCAACAUGCAUAGAAAAGUUGUACUGUGUCAUGUGAUACAACAUAGAAAAAUCCAACUUCCAUCUUUGUUUUGUUGUUGGCCUAGUCCGUCAAUUCCUUGUAGUCAAGACUCUCUCUGUGUAUGUGUGUGUGUGUGUCUUUGUGUGUGUGUUUUGCUGGUGAGUUAUGGGGAUUUUGAGCUUCUCUUUCUUUGUUCUCUGUAUGUUUGAAAUUGUAGCUGCACAACCAGUCACUCCUCCAGAUGAAGUGGCUGCUCUCAAUAAGACGUUAGAUUCCUGGAGUUUGAGAAUAAGUUCAAAUUUCAACGUUGACCCCUGCACCCAGAAUGCACCAUGGGCAGCCGAGAAUGCAAAUCCCCGAAUCGUUUGUGAUAACUGCACAGAAACCACCUGCCAUAUUACCCUUCUGUGGGUAAAUGCUUUGGACAUUUCUGGUGAAAUACCCAAAGAACUAUUUGUGCUGAAGGAACUGAAGGACUUGAAUAUUGGUCAGAAUUUUUUAAGUGGCCCUAUCCCUGCUGAAAUUGGGCAGUUUUCUAAUUUGCAAUACCUGGGCCUAAACACAAAUAAUCUGACUGGUCGCAUUCCCCCUGAGCUAGGCAAUCUCACCAAGUUGAUUUCUCUAAGUUUUAGCAAGAACAAUUUCCAUGGACCCUUACCCACUGAGCUGGGAAAUUUAACCUUCUUAGAGCAGCUGUACAUCGGUAGCAGUGGAGUGAGUGGACCGAUCCCAUUAGAACUAUCAAAUCUGAAAUCCCUCCAGAUUCUGUGGGCAUUUGAUAAUCUUUUAACUGGAAAGCUUCCUGAAUUCUUUGGAACUUUUACAGCUCUCAAGGACCUGAGAGUUCAAGGAACAAAGCUCGAAGGCCCAAUUCCGAAUAGCUAUGGUGCUCUAACAAAACUGGAGAAUCUGAGAAUAGGUGAUCUUGGUGAGGAAGAUUCUUCGCUUAAUUUCUUGGAGAACCUGACAAAUUUGUCAAUACUAUCCUUGAGAAACUGUCGAGUGGCUGGCCAACUCCCGGAAAAACUUAGCACCUUCUCGAACUUGCGACUCCUGGAUUUGAGCUUCAACAAGUUGACAGGUCAAAUACCAAACUCAUUCCAAGACUUUGCUUCACUACAAUAUUUAUUUCUCGGAAGCAAUGACUUGAGCGGCGAGCUACCUCCAAAUAUUAUAAAUCAGAAGCUUGUUGCAUUAGAUGUCUCCUUCAAUUCCAUCUCUGGAAAUUUACCACAACAUUCUUCCAAAGCAGGAUUAUCUGUCAAUGUAGUCGGAACUUCCAUCAAUGCAGACGGUUUACUGGACGAGAAAACAUCCAUGAUGUUGAAUUGCCUCCAAGACAAUAACAAGUGCAGCAACAGAGUUCCGGCCACUUCAUUUUCUAUCAAAUGUGGAGGCACGGAACAAGUAUCUGUAUCUAGCAUCAUAUUUGGUGAUGAUUCAGAAACACUGGGAGCUGCCUCAUUGUAUGCUAGCUCUGAUAAUCAGUGGGCAGUAAGCAACACCGGGAUCUUCAUUAAGAACCCAAAUGAACUUCAAUAUAUAGCAAAGACAGGUUUCCAUAUAACAGAGACUUCAGAGUCUGAACUAUAUAAAACAGCCAGGAUUUCACCUACCUCGUUGAGGUACUAUGGACUUGGUUUGAAGAAUGGGAAAUACAGCAUUGAGCUUCACUUUGCAGAGAUCCAAAUGGAUGACUCUCGGUCUUGGAAAGGUCUGGGGAGGCGCUUAUUUGAUGUUUACAUUCAGGGCGAAAGGGUUCUUCAAGAUUUCAACAUUCAAAAAGAAGCAGGUGGAUCCCAUCGAGCAUUGGUAAGAACAUUUGAGGCAAACGUGACGAACACAGUCAUGGACAUCCAUUUCUUUUGGGCUGGGAGAGGCACAUGCUGCAUUCCAUUUUAUAGCACAUAUGGACCUUUAGUGUCAGCUAUCCAUGUUUCUCAAGAGUCCAAUGAUUUUGGUUCUUCCAACCGCGACAAAAAAGACGUUGGAAAAAUUGUUGGAAUAUCAGUUGGAUGUUCAGCUGGGGUGAUAAUAAUGUCUGCUGUAAGUUACUUAUGGUGGAAGAAGUAUACUCGAGGACACAAGCAGCAAGUUGAUACGAACUCACCCCGGGAAGGAUAAUUCUUAUGAUGGCCCCUUCUGCGGGUGUGAUAAUAGACUUAUUAUGGUAUCUCCUUCACCAUCAACAGUUGCAGGGUUAAUAAGGUGCCAAUUCAAGGUUCUUCAUGUGAUAUUCUCGGUUUGUUUUGCUUUUCUUGCUCUCUUUAUCCCACAUCGACUGCACUCGUGUUCAUGAGACUAUUUCUUAAAAGUAUUAGUUGACAUGAUUUUCAGUGAAACCAUUUAGAAUGUCAAAGCAAAUGUUCAAAAUUUUGAUUUUGAAGAUUUUAUAUGUCAUUCAUCCAAGUGUGUUUUUGAUACUUAAUUGAUUGAUGAAAUCAUAAAUUUCUAUGA